UCCCUUCACGCACAGAGAGCAGAGAGAGGCGCAAGGUGGGCAGAAGUCGCCGAUUGCUUCCUUCCUUCCUUCCUUCCUUCCUUGGCUUGCUUUGCUUUGCUUUGCUUUGCUUGGCGACCCGGGGAUUUUGCGACAAUCCACGCAGAAGCCUUCGGCAAGGAGACAGAGAGAAGGAGAAAGAGGGGGAGCAUCAUGCCCAAAAGGAAGUCUCCAGAGAGUGCUGAAGGCAAGGAUGCAGCAAAAUUGACAAAACAAGAGCCAACAAGACGAUCUGCAAGAUUGUCAGCUAAACCAGCUCUGCCAAAUCCUGAGCCAAAGCCAAGGAAAACCAGUAAGAAGGAAUCUGGAACAAAGGCUAACAGAGGUGCUAAGGGGAAGAAGGAUGAAAAACAGGAAGCUGCAAAGGAAGGCACGGAGAACUGAAUUGUUAGAUGACGAAUACGUGUAAACUGAAAUGAACAUUUGAGAAUGAUUUUAUGUACCUCUGGACAACUUUUAAAGGAUAUUUUUAUCAAGUAUUUUGUAAAGGCUAAUUUUUUAGGACAAGCUGUAUAUGAACAUUUGUUCUUUACGUACUCAUGCGCCUAGAAACUCCAAACGUUGCCAAGUAUCAACAUAACAUCAGGGAAAGUGUUCAUAAGAUUGGACAAGCAUUCCAUAUAUUUGCUUUUAGGAAAUGUACAUUUCAUUCAUACAGUCAUGUUUUUUUCCCUUGUGAGUAUGUGGAUUUUACAUGCAUUUUUUUCUAGAGCAAUAAUUGGUGGUGCUUUUGUACUUAAAUGUUAUGUAAUUUUAAGGAAAUGUGUAUAGAUGUGGCCACCAGCUGAAUAUUUUGAGUUCCUCUCAUUUGUUUAAAAUAGCAAAAGACUUUCUGACAGUAAAUACAAUUUUCCAAUAUUUUCUCUAAAUCUGAUAUAUGCCUUAUUAAUACUUAGCUCUUGUUAGUAAGCACACUUAGUUAGAAGCAACUUCAGGACGUCAGGAAGUUAAUAGGAAUCCUAAAACCAGUUACUUGACAGAAGACUAGAGAACUUAAUUAAAUAUUAAACCUAUGUAGUUGGGGGUAAAUGCUGUAUUGCUUAGCUGUCUCCAGGAAGCAUUUAUGGCAAUUGCAGAUCUACAAUAAAUAAUUAUAUUUACAGCAUCUAUAUUUUAAAAGACUUGCAUAACCUGAGGCCGAUUGAACUAUAAGCUGUUACCAUGUCUUGUGUGUUGCAUGGUGGCUUAGAAAUCUUCUUUUGAGACCAAACAAGAAAGCUUUUUGAGCCUAUAGAUAGCUUGGUGGGCCACACAGAGCCUUAUGUUUUGAGUCAAAAGGACUAAAAUCAAAUAAGGCAAUGGCAAGAGGAUGAAGGCCAGUUUUCUGCCCCAGAAUCCCCUAGAAGCUAUAUGGAUUUCCCAAAAACAAAACAAAAAAUUCAAAGCGAGCAGAACUCCACUUGUAGUUUUGAAUGCAAAAUAGUGCAGAAGCAACUGUAUCAAAAAAGUGCAUUGCUAUUCCUAGGUGCUUCUUGGAGAAGCAAUUCUCCAAGCAUCUUCCUUUGAAUCAGAAAGAGGUAUAGAAAAUUUAAAGGCCACCAAAGCCAAAAGCUCUACUUGGGCUGUGCUUCACUCAUAGUCUAUACAGCAGGAGGCUUGUUUCAAUUAAUUGAUGUUACUUCAAUGGACACUGAAAAUAGGCCCCUUCUGUACUGCCAUAUAAUCUAGAUUAUUGAAGCAGAUAAUCCACUUUAUGUGCUUUGGAGUGGAUUAUAUGAGUCUACGCUGCCAUAUAAUUCAGCUCAAAGCAGAUAAUAUGAAUUUUAUAUGGCUGUGUAGAAGGGCCCCUAGUCUUGUACUGUAAUAGCACAAAUUGAGUUAGAGAACUCAUUUUUUUCUUGUUUGGGAAAUUGAAAGGGAUGCCUUUUGCACCUCAAUCACCUUCCUCUUCAUGAAGGUGUAAACAUCUAAAGUUAUAAAACUGUAGUUCCUCCGUGCUUCAGUUUUUUUUCUUCAUUAAUUAAUUUUUCUGCUUUAUUAGCAGAUUGUGGUUGAGGUGUCAAAAUUAAAGUUGAACAACAAUGUGUGUUACUCCACCUGAUAGAGAUAAUGUAGGUGAAAUUCAUCUUGAAGACAUAAUAAUAAUCAAUUAGUCAAAAGGAUUUUUCUGGCAUUGUGUUAAUAUAACAUUAGGCCAUUAUAAAUACCCAGUUGUUUUUCCUCUAUAUUUCGUCCUUUUUGAUGGGCCUUGACUAUUUAUGUUAUAUGUGGAAUGGCAAGGGGAGAUAUUUCUUGUCUUUUGGUAAUAUUUUUAUUGCUGCAAUGAUGGCUAUAAUAAUGUCUGGGAAAUAUCUGCAUGUUUUAGUCAAUAAAUGAAGUAAUUACCAAAUAA
Molecule: messenger RNA, 2371 nt
Organism: Anolis carolinensis (green anole)
Lineage: Eukaryota; Metazoa; Chordata; Lepidosauria; Squamata; Anolidae
Gene: hmgn3
Product: high mobility group nucleosomal binding domain 3
Exons: 6
Coding region: 193-423 (76 amino acids)
Biological process (GO): chromatin organization
Cellular component (GO): chromatin; nucleus
Molecular function (GO): nucleosomal DNA binding
Source: RefSeq, a predicted model, not a curated record